CACGCUCUCUCUUCUAUCGCUCGUCUUGCGGAAAUAUUCCAUUCCCUCCGCAAAAUCACUCCACGUCUGCCACGGCCUACUCCAGACUGCCUAAUUCAGGAUUCUCACAAUAUGGUCUCCAGCGUGACUGGCUCCGAUGGCUCGCCUCAGCUCAAUGGCAGUGCCCAUGGGGAGAAGCGCAAGGUCGAUGGUGAUCUGGGCAGCGACAGGCAAACCCAUACUCGAUCAAAGAGGAAUAGAUAUAUCUCAAUCGCUUGGUAAAUCCUCACUUCUUUACAUUGACUGCUGCGCUCGACUACCCUAUUUGCUGACGCGCAGCUCCUGGUGUAGCAAUGAAUGCAAACGGCGGAAGAUCAAAUGCAAUGGCCAGACGCCGUGUCAGCGAUGCGGCAACCUCUCGCUCGACUGCGUUUAUGCGCCUAACUGCUGCACCAAUUCUCUCAAGGACUCGGCGGAAUUCAAGCAGAUGCAGGACCACAUCACUGUGCUCCAAGAACAAGUCAACGAUCUCUACACCAGUCUGGAUGAACUCCGAAACAGACCUGACGCCAUCUACUCUGCUCCCAUCGACCCUCAAUUUACACAAGAUGCCUCAAACCGUUCGCUGUCGAUGUCCAUGUCGCGCACCCUCCCUCCACUCAUCUCGCCGAAGAGACAGCCCUCAAAGCCUCUGCCUCAGUUUCACGGGCCCACGAGUACGCUGUAUGGCUUGGACGUUGCACGGUCCUCGCUGCAAACGAUGGGUAUAACACAAAAUGCGCCCGACGAUGGGUUGGUAUCGCGCGAACGCAGCCGUGCCGCGUCACCAGUCGCCAUGGCGCCCACACCGCACCCUAGUAAGGACCCCUUGUGGUUGAUCGAACAUUCAGAGGUCAUUCGCCUGUUGAGAGUGUAUGAGGAGGAGAUCGGGAUUGUGUAUCCCGUAGUGGAUAUUGAGAAGGUCAUGAAGCAUGCCAAUUCACUGUACAAGUUCAUCCAGGCGUCAUUGCGAGUGGGUUUCGGCCAACCGACGUUGCCUGGCGCAGAUGCAAUUGAUGACGAGGAGACUACUGUGUUGAAGAUGAUACUUGCUAUCACACUGACGGUUGAGGGCCAUGGCCGGAGUGAGUUUGGGCAAAGGUUCUUCGAUGCGGCGAAACCCGCGGUUGAUUUGAAGUUGGUGACGGCGCUUGAUACGAAGUCGGUCGUCUUGGUCGUCUUGACGGCUACCUUCUAUUUCCAGAAAGACGAGGAGGCACAAGCGUGGCGGUUUAUUGGUAUCGCCGCGCGUAUGUGCAUUGAAAUGGGACUGCACCGAAAAGAUUCUCUACUCAAAUCCUUCACCAAUGAAGCCGAAUACCAGCAGACUGUUCGGAUUUUCUGGACAGUGUAUGCUCUCGACCGACGGUGGAGCUUUGGUACUGGAAUGCCAUUUGCGUUGCAGGAUGCUGAUAUUGAUCCCAACUUGCCUGAACCUGACGAGAACCAUGUCUAUCUGAAGCACAUCACCAAAUAUAACCAGAUAGCAACUAAAGUAUGGUACCACAAUCUCGCAUACGAAGCCGGACAGAACACCAAGAAAGACGAGAUCGGCUUUCUCGAUUAUCAGAUCCUGCAGUGGUAUCAGCAACUUCCUGAUUCAUUGCAAUUCAACAGCCGAGACCUCGCUGCCGAGAACGAAAUCCCUGGACGCGGUAUGCGCCGACUCCGGCUGCUGAUGUAUCUGCGCAAGAAUCAAGCACGGAUAUCGAUUUACCGACCGAUUCUUCACUCUGCAACCAGUAUCAUCGAGAACAGACACUACUCUCAGAACGUUGUUGACGUUGCCAAAGACACUGUCAACACUCUGACCGGCGUCAACCAGAUCUCAGACAUCUACAAAACACAACAAGUCAUGUACAAUUACUUCUUGGUGCAGGCGUUGGCGGUGCUCUUCCUGUCUGUAGCACAUGCUCCCGCGGUGUUCUGUUCACAGACCAGAUCGGAGUUCUAUGCUGCGAUCGAAAUGGUCAAGGGCUUUAGCACCAAGUCCCAUGUGUCUAAGCGGUUAUGGAGGACUAUUCGUGGUCUAAAAGAGAUGGGUGAUAAGAUUGGCCUGCUAGCGCGAGGAGGCAGUGCCGCGAAUGAUUCCGAGCAAGAUGCUCAUUCCGAUGCGGCCGUGGCUAUGGCUGGGUUGGCUGGACAUAAGGUCGAGUAUGCCGCCUACGGGAAUCAGAACCCGACUCAGCAAGGCGCAGAGCUCGGAGUGAGCCCUAAUGAUGCGUUGCAGAUCACGAAUGAGUUGUCGAGUCUGUUUGAACUUGCUGGUGGAUAUGGCGCGACGACACCUGGGCCUGAUGUGUUCAGCUUUGUGGGUGCAAAUGGCGAUAUGAGCCUUGGAGAAGGGUUCAAUGUGUUUGGAAACGAGCCUGAAUUGUCGAGGAUAAUGAAUGAGUUGUUCUAGGCCUGCAAUUUGCGAGUUGGAAGAGCAUUGAGCCAGUUGGUUAGCCUGCUGACGAGCAAUGAAAAAUACGUGUACAUGCUUGGACGGACAUCACUUUUGAUCUAGAAGCAGUCAGACGCCUUUUUGACGGAAAUAUGGGUAGCUAGAGAUGGUGUUGAUACAGUGGUUGUGAAGACGCAGCUAGGUAGGUACUCUAUGGUGUCUAUGGCAUCAAUUCUCGAC
Messenger RNA from Exophiala xenobiotica, 2644 nucleotides. RefSeq lists its product as uncharacterized. Gene Ontology annotation, cellular component: nucleus. Gene Ontology annotation, biological process: DNA-templated transcription; positive regulation of transcription from RNA polymerase II promoter by galactose. The record is from RefSeq and is a predicted model, not a curated record. The coding region runs from base 137 to 2422 and encodes 761 amino acids. Gene Ontology annotation, molecular function: zinc ion binding; RNA polymerase II cis-regulatory region sequence-specific DNA binding; DNA-binding transcription factor activity, RNA polymerase II-specific. The transcript has 4 exons. NCBI's taxonomy places the organism in Eukaryota, Fungi, Ascomycota, Eurotiomycetes, Chaetothyriales, Herpotrichiellaceae.